AUGGACUUAUUAUCACAAGAUGAAAGAAAAGUGCAGGCAGUUGUUGAGGAAAACACAGAGGAUGUUAAUCCAAAAAGAGGACGUGGACGCCCCCGCAAGAUGGACAAGCCUGAGAAAAUCAAAGUACCUGGCAGAGGGCCUGGACGUCCUCCUAAAAUUGACAGUCCAGAGAAGUUAGCUAAUAUAACAACCGAAUCAGAUGAUGUAUACAAAGAAGAGAAAUCUGAUGAAGGGGUUCAACAGAAUGGCAGAGGUCGUGGACGUCCUCCAAAAUGUAACACAGAAAGAAGUAUGGGCCUGAAGUUGUUAGAGGAAGAAAAAGAAGAAUCAACAGAAGAAAUGGAGAGGGACUUAAAACUAAAGAAAGGUAGAGGACGUCCUCCAAAAAGGAACAGGGAGCCAGAAAAAAUCAAAGUACCAGGCAGAGGGCAUGGGCGCCCACCAAAAUCUACAACAUCAAAUAGUCUAAACAUGACAUCAGCAGCAAAUGAUUCAGAGGAUGAAGUCAUUCCAAGUAGCAGAAGUCCUUCUAACAGUCACUCACCAAGCAGCAUGUUAUUGCCAACAAUUAAUAAACAAGAAUCACCAGAGGAAGAGAAAGAAGAGGGGGAGAUGAGCGUUAAUCCAAAAAGAGGUAGAGGACGUCCCCCCAAAAUGGACAAAAAGCCAGAAGUUAUAAGAGUACCUGGCAGAGGGCGUGGCCGUCCCCCCAAAUCUGCAAAGGAUUCUUUGAACAGGUAA
Messenger RNA from Saccostrea cuccullata (small rock oyster), 741 nucleotides. RefSeq lists its product as uncharacterized. NCBI's taxonomy places the organism in Eukaryota, Metazoa, Mollusca, Bivalvia, Ostreida, Ostreidae. The record is from RefSeq and is a predicted model, not a curated record. Gene Ontology annotation, molecular function: DNA binding. The transcript is spliced from 4 exons. The coding region runs from base 1 to 741 and encodes 246 amino acids.